UCUUCAAAACUAAACCAAACCAAACCAAACCAAAAAAAAUCCUCUCAUUCUCUCUUUCUCUCUCUCUAAAGUGUUGCAAGAGAAGAAAGAAAGGCAUAGAAGAAGAUGGAAGAUCCGUUCCCGUCGUCGUUCUGGGAUCACUACGCAUCGAGCGGUUGUACGUUGGCGGAGAUGCUGGACUACGCCGAUGAGAAGAGCAACUCAUUAGGCUUCAUGGAGCUGCUCAAUAUGCACGAUUCCGCUGCUUUUCAAGAGGAGGAGGAGCAUCCCAAUCAGAAUUCCAAGCUGCAGGAGUCGUUGAAUGCGCCGCAAACGCCGAAUUGCUCCUCCAUUUCGUCGGAAUCCAGCGACCGCGGGCUGAUUAACAAGGAGGAGGAAGAUGGAGACGAAGAAGAAGAAGAAGAAGAUGACAAUGACCAGAAAAAGAAGACCACCAAACAGUUGAAGGCAAAGAAGACGACGAACCAGAAGAAGAAGAGAGAGCAGAGAUUUGCUUUCAUGACUAAAAGCGAGGUCGAUCACUUGGAAGAUGGAUACAGAUGGCGAAAAUACGGCCAAAAAGCUGUCAAAAACAGCCCUUUUCCUAGGAGCUACUACAGGUGCACGAACCCGACGUGCAAUGUGAAGAAGAGGGUGGAGAGAUCCUGCACCGACCCCACCAUUGUCGUGACCACAUACGAGGGCCAGCACACGCAUCCGAGUCCCCAGUCGCAGCGCCCUCACGCUCCGCCUCCUCAUCCGGGAUUCUCCACCGCCCAGCCAAACAUCCAACACCAACUGAUAAACUACUCGCUUCUUGCGAACAGCUACAUGGGAGGCGGAGGAGGAGGAGGAGGAGCGAAGCAGCUGAGCUUCUGCUCACAGCCGCCGGCUUUAAUGGCGAACAAUGGUCUUCUUCAAGACAUUGUGCCAUGGCCUGCGACUAAGAGAGAAGAUGAAGACCAGUGAUCUAACAAAAUAAGGUUGUCUCCUUUUUGUUGUAGUAUUGGUAGAUCAAAGUGACAUUUUGAUGGUCCAUUGUUUACAGUAUGUGAUUUCAGAAAACCCUAAUGGUGGAGUCCUUUUUUUUUUUAUCAUCAUGAUAAUGUAGAUUAUUGUAGCUUAUAAGGUAUAGUAUAUACAUCUAUUUUGUUUCA
Molecule: messenger RNA, 1136 nt
Organism: Salvia hispanica
Lineage: Eukaryota; Viridiplantae; Streptophyta; Magnoliopsida; Lamiales; Lamiaceae
Product: WRKY transcription factor 23-like
Biological process (GO): regulation of DNA-templated transcription
Molecular function (GO): sequence-specific DNA binding; DNA-binding transcription factor activity
Source: RefSeq, a predicted model, not a curated record